AUUUGUGAAGAUCAUUCUCACAAAUUGAUAUUCUUUUAUUUGAAAAACAAACAUAGAAACUUCUGGACACGCUCUUCAAACUAAGAGCAACUUUCCUGCUGUCAGGGGUUAGUGCGCCUUUGAUGCGUUCACGUUCGAGAUGAGAGCAAAAUCUCAGGUAUAGCAUCCAAAGGCAGAGUUUAUAAGUUCAGUUUGAUUGUAUAUAGUUACAAUGGUUGCAAACGCGUACAGCUAAAUUACAUGUAAUGAUAUCAGACUGCAAGUAAAGCCUCUGCAGACCAAUGACUGUGGUAUUCAAACUUGAGCAAACCAAUCAGCUUAAGCAUACACCUCGAACGUCGGAGCGUCUCAUCAGUCCUUGAACGCAGCAUUGGCGCGCUCUGACGAUGCAUGAGUUUCUACCUCAGCCGACGGAUGAGAUGGAAGCACUGAGGGCAAAGCAACAGGUUGGGGUUUAAGAAGUUUCUGCAGACUGACUUGACAACAGAGUUUUCUUAAAUAGUCUGGAGGGGGGGACACUGGUGGCACGUGCAGGUUCAACUGAUGGACAAACGCACGUGCUUUGGACGAAUUUAGCCAAAGAAAAGUUACUUGGAAAUGAAUCUUAAAGCUUUCGGUGGAGUAAAGCAUCCUCAAGCGUCCAGGUAGCCAUCACAUAUGAUACGUGCCUUUAACGCAGCACUUUCAACUCAGUUUUGAUGCUUGAACGGACUGGACGGAAGUCAAGUAGUCAGUGUUUGAUAUUAAACUUUGGAGUAAAUUAUCCUCACAGGGUUUAGAAACUGGAGUAAGAUUGAAACUCGAGCUCCUCAGGAUGUUUUCCAUAGCUCUCCUCCUCGCAGUCCUCGGCGUUUUUGCGCAUCUGGACACUUUUACGCACGGGUGCCAGCUCCCCUCCGAGUGGCGACCGCUGAGCGAGGGCUGCCGGGCAGAGCUGGCAGAGAUCAUCGUGUACGCCCGGGUGCUGGCGAUCCACCGGGAGCCCCUCGGCGGCGGGGCGGGCAGCUUGUACAACUCACUGCCCUUCGGGUUCGGGUAUGGGUACGAGGGCGCAGAGGAAGGGCUGCUGUACUCUGCGGAGGUAGAGUUGCUGUGCGAUCAGGCCUGGGGCAGCAUGCUGGAGGUGCCCACUGGAUCAAGGCUCAACCUGACCGGAUUGGGGUACCUUUCCUGCCAGUCCCACACUGUGAUGGAAAACUACUCCUACUUCUUUUUCCUGAGGAUGGAUGAGAACUACAACAUCCUCCCCCACGGAGUCAACUUCCAGGAUGCAAUCUUCCCCGACACGUCAGAAAACAGGCGCAUGUUCUCCAGCCUCUUCCAGUUCUCCAACUGCAGCCAAGGGAGCCAGCCCUUCCACACCUUCAGCCCUGAGUGGGACACGCAGGAGGACAGCAGGCUGCUGUGCUCCUCGGUGCAGGCUGCACUGUUCGACGAGGAGGAGCGGGGCCGAAAGCUGCAGGAGCGCAUGGCCGGUGCGGAGAGGAGAAACCGGCAACUAAAGGAGCGAGUUCGGAAAGUGAAGCGCUCCCUGAGGAAUGCCCGCAAGGCUGCACGAAAGGCCGAGCAGGAGGUGCAGGAGCUGCAAGAGAAGCUGAAGGCUGCAGAGCGAAGGGCGGGGCACCAUCUCAACGCCAUAACACAGGAUGAGCCUCCACCUGGGCGUUAUGCAAGCACAGCGAUACGCCCACGGAUUCAACUUUGAGUGAUGCAUUCCCACCUGCCCCAAACUGCAAUCCACCUGGACUGAAAACUGGCUGUGGCGAGCAAGAGACUGCUGGGCAGUCUUUGUAAAGGACAAUAAGAUAGCAACUGUCACAAUGGACUCAAAUGAUAUUUUAAGCCAACAAUCUUUAUAGUUUUCUUGUAAAUAAACCUCUUUUUCUCUUUUUGUAUCCCCAAAUGCCAAAAUAUAAAAGCGAUGGUCCGACAGGAUUAUUCCUUGUUAUGAGAUAAAAGAAGAAGAAAGUGAACCAAAGGAAUCAAGCAUUUAUUUUGUCAUUGAUUCCUCUGUAAGUGGAGCAAAUCUGUAGCUCUGCUUCUUUCGACAGCUGGACUCACAUGCUGCUCAGUGCUCCUCUCAGGCUGCGAUCACAUCGGGUGUGUUUGGACAUAGCACAGCAAAAAUAGAAACGCUAACAGCAAGAGCUUAUCAGAGCGUAAAGUGUGAUGCAUUAUUCUGUUAACCAUUUAUCUGUCGCGGUUACCUUCCCUGAAGUAAUACAAGUUACUUUUUACCAGUAAAUAGUUUAAAACAAACUUAGGUUGACAUAUUAUUUUCAGGGCGGCUCUACCUGAGGCUCUGAGGGACUUUUAAUUGGUUCAGAUAAACAAUGUGAUAGGGGAAGCCUAGUCCGGGUGGAGCCCUCAUAAAAAAGUGUCACACAUAUGGCAAAUAAUGUUUAAUAUAUCAGCAUAUACUAUGUAAGGUCAAGAAGCAGAUAUGUUUCAGAGUUGCAUUAUGCUAAGUGACAAAUCCAGAGUUAGGAUAUAAUCACAUCUGCGGCAUUGGUUUUGACCAUAAAAAUCUGGUUCUGGAUGGGCCUUACAUCCUUUGAAAACACAUUUAAAUUCGGUCUAUCUUUUGUUAUGUUGUCCAGAUUCCCUUAAAACAGACUUUGCUUAUUUUAUUAUUCAAACCGUAACAAGGUUUUCACUUAGCCUGGUGUUUCCAGACCAUAUGCAUCUGGGUAUACACUGUGCAAAAUUGAGCCUGUUUCUGACACUAUUUUUAAAUCAACUAGAUUGUGUUUCAUUUGCCAUUCAGCAUACAAGGGGGAAACAAUCACGGCCAAUCACUGCACUAUCAGCUGCUCUCAACAGGUAAGAUAAUUUUCUGGCACAUUAGAAAGUUUGGUCUGCCAAUAGUGUGGGGCUAUGAUCAAACCAGGCCUUUUUUUCCUGAUUGCACCUGUGCAAAAUGGUAGACAGCACCUGCACGCACCAUGGCCACACAAUGGAUGAUGUGGACAGAUGAAAUACACAUACACACCAAUCAGCCAUUCCAUUUGACCACCUGUGCAAUGUAAGGCAACCUGAUACAACAGCUCUACUACAAAUUAUACUUGCACAACACUUCUACAUUUUCUGAUUUUCCAGAUAAUUGUACUUUACUGUUCAAUCCCUAUCGUCUGACAUCCACAUUUACCUGUUAGAGUUUUCAAAGGAAACUUAAAUAACAGUAUGAAAGCUCCAUCCUGAUUUAACAUAUACGCUUUAAGCACCCAUGUUGAACUGACAGUGUGAGCACUUCAUUAAUAUACUUUGGUUGUGCACCAUACACAAAUCACUCGCACAGUGUGAGUUGACAUUCCACCAUAACAUUAAUUUAACCACAUAGGCUUUGGUCUGAAACUUCCUUAAUAUUUUUUUUCUCCCAAAGGAUGUCAUCAAGGAGCGCAAACCACAACCCCUCUUGACACUAGCAACAGCUAUUUUCAUCACCAAAUAUCAAACUGUCAGCUGCCAACUCUUCAUUUGUGCAAAACAUGUAGUACCAUGCAGUUCAUUUAAUGCUUCGGUGCAUUUCAAUCAACAGCAGCAGACGCCAUCUUGGUUGUUAGCCAAACUGUGCUUGGCUUUACCAGAACCUCCACAUGGUAAAUAAAAUGAGCAGAUUUGCCGGGUGCACAGGUUGUACUAAAAAUGAUUGAGUCACUUGCAUGAAGCUAACUAUAAAUAAAACAAUGGCAUAUCAGUGUUUAGUUUAUACAGCCAGACAAUUACAAACAUAUUGGACAAAGCUGCAAUGGUAUUUAUUUGAAGUUACGGUUCUUGCAACCUGGUUAAGCUGGUCCACUUUGAUGCUAACGUUUUCUGUCUGCUGUUCGGUGAUGGACCGAUGGUGAAGCAGCUGUUAGUUCAUUUAUUAUUUUAGAGAAGCAACUGUAAACAGAAAUGAUGCAAACCAUUAGACCAGAUCAGAACGUGAAAGUUGCAGGCUGAAAAAAACAACAACAAAUAGGUGGAAGACAAAAAUACCAAAUGGACCUGCAGACUUGUGUGAUGAUUCUUAGUUGGAAAUUAUCAGCUUUUUCCCACAAUCAACUUAAUAAUUGACCCAAUAUCAGUUUGAGAAUAUGGAGACUAGCAUAUUAUACAUUUAAAUACUUGUAGUUGAAUGUUCAGCCUUUUUCACAUUGUUCUUUUUGGUCAUUUAUUGUACACCAAUAACCAAUUGAUGUCUGAGACAGUGCAUUUCUUAUUAUUUCAGUCCCACAAUUCUAGGAAAAUCAUCUUGUAUGUGUAUAUUUUUAUAUAAAUGUUUUUUCUGAAUAUAAAUACUGAUUUAUAUG
Notolabrus celidotus (New Zealand spotty) is the source of this 4295-nucleotide messenger RNA. RefSeq names its product coiled-coil domain containing 3a (gene ccdc3a). Lineage: Eukaryota; Metazoa; Chordata; Actinopteri; Labriformes; Labridae. Gene Ontology annotation, biological process: negative regulation of gene expression. The record is from RefSeq and is a predicted model, not a curated record. Gene Ontology annotation, cellular component: extracellular region. The transcript has 3 exons. The coding region runs from base 815 to 1705 and encodes 296 amino acids.